Molecule: messenger RNA, 448 nt
Organism: Aptenodytes forsteri (emperor penguin)
Lineage: Eukaryota; Metazoa; Chordata; Aves; Sphenisciformes; Spheniscidae
Gene: OXT
Product: oxytocin/neurophysin I prepropeptide
Exons: 3
Coding region: 23-448 (141 amino acids)
Cellular component (GO): secretory granule; extracellular region
Molecular function (GO): neurohypophyseal hormone activity
Source: RefSeq, a predicted model, not a curated record
AAAGCCUCCCGCCGCCGCAGCCAUGCCCUGCAAGGCGCUCGCCCUCUGCCUCCUGGGGCUCCUGGCUCUCUCCUCCGCCUGCUACAUCCAGAACUGCCCCCUCGGGGGCAAACGCGCCGUCCUGGACAUGGACAUCAGGAAGUGCAUGCCCUGCGGUCCCAGGAACAAGGGCCACUGCUUCGGUCCCAACAUCUGCUGCGGAGAAGAGCUGGGUUGUUACAUCGGCACCUCCGAAACCCUGCGGUGCCGGGAAGAAAACUUCUUGCCGACACCCUGCGAGUCAGGACGCAAACCCUGCGGCGGCAGCGGAGGGAGCUGCGCGGCCCCCGGCAUCUGCUGCAGCAGCGCAUACGUGCACGCGGGAGGUGGAAUCGCGGCGAGUCAGAGCGACAGGCCCACGAACGCCAGCAGCUUCGCAGGCAGCUUCUCCGCCCCCUCGCAGGGCUGA